AUGUCGAUCACGCAUAUCCUCGCUUUCCCUCACCAGCAUGCAGACCUUCUAGGUGCAAUGUACGACAUGAAUGUCCGAUCCAAGACGCGUUCUCAGCUCCGCAUCUUUCUCUCUGCUGCUGCGGCCGUGGUCCGUGAACAUGUUGAUAGCCUGGACGGCCCCGAACGUGCAAGGGUUGGUUCAUUUGAGGAUCUUGUGGACCUCGCGGAGCGAUUCGCCAAGCAAGAUCACCCCAGUGCGGUCGCUGAAAUAGUUCUCUUCACCAUAGUUCAAAUGGGCCAGUUGCUGAUCCUUGCAGAAGACAAUUCGUCCAUCCUGUCUGGUACAACCGGUGACGUGGUUCUCCCUGUUGGAUUUGGUAUUGGAUUGAUCGCUGCCUCCAUUGCUGCCACGGUGACCAGCACCGACGCUAUAAUAGCUCUAGGGUUGCAAGGCAUAGGGAUCGCCGUCCGUCUAGCCAUCGCCUUAGAGCGGACGGGGAGGGCUAUUCAAGACUCAAACGGCAUAUGGGCCCGUGCCGUCCCCGGCAUCAGCCAGAGGGGCCUAGAGCAGGAACUGGAAAUUGUCAAUAGUACGCUAGGACCACUCCACCAGGCGUAUGUUGGUCAGGUCUUACCUGGGAGCGUGGUCGUGUUCGGACCACCUUCCACCUUGGACACACUAACGCAGGGACCCGACCUCGCUUCAGUGGUGACAAUGCCGGAUACGCUCUGCCGGUGUCCGAUGUACGGCUCACAUCUGCCACCCCUCGACGUCGGCCAGGUAGUUGGUGUCUCGGGGCUCCUCGAAUUAUACCAAGUGAAAAGGCCUCUAUACUCCGCCCACUCUUCUACUGGCUCACUUCCUGCCAGCACCCUAACAGAGCUGUUGCGCCGUGUGGUAGUCGAGAUCGCACACAAGCCCAUGCAUAUCGAGAAGACAGUUAGCACCUUAGCGGCCGCUAUUGAGGCCUCUACUAAGGACGACGCGGUCCUGACAACAGUUGGCUCAACUUGGGAUGCAUCUACCAUGCAGGACCUCCUCCUGCAACAUGGACAAACCGUCUCCCUCGGCGAAUUCCCAUCCUGCCCAGCGCCCUUUGGCAGCAAUCUCGACAGCAUCCCACCAGACGCAAUCGCUGUUGUUGGCAUGUCUGGACGCUUCCCUGAGAGCGACACGCUGGACGAGUUCUGGCGCCUCCUGGAAACAGGAACAACCACGCAUCAGGAGAUUCCCUGCUCGCGGUUCUCCGUGGACGACUUUUACGACCCCUCUCGCUCCAAGCACAAUGCUCUGCUCGCACGCCACGGGUGCUUCAUCAAAAAGCCGGGCGACUUUGACCACCGUCUGUUCAAUAUCUCGCCACGCKAAGCCUUGCAAAUGGACCCUGUGCAACGCAUGCUACUCAUGACCACAUACGAAGCAUUGGAGAUGGCCGGCUACGCACCUGCCAGCGCUGCGGAGCACAAGCAGUCCCCGCCGAGGAUCGCCACCUACUUUGGCCAGACGACAGACGACUGGAAGACGAUCAAUGAACAGCAGGGCAUUGAUACGCACUUCCUGCCAGGUGUCAACCGCGGCUUCGCGCCCGGCCGCUUGUCGCAUUAUUUCCAGUGGGCUGGCGGUUUCUACGCUAUUGAUACCGGGUGUUCCUCGAGCGCCACCGCCGUCUGCCUUGCCCGCGACGCCCUCGCGGCCGGUAAAUACGAUGCGGCGGUUGUUGGUGGGGGCACCCUGCUGACUGCACCCGAGUGGUUCGCCGGUCUGAGCCAGGGCGGCUUUCUAUCGCCCACGGGUGCUUGCAAGACUUACUCCGAUCGUGCUGACGGGUACUGCCGCGGCGAGGCCGUCGCCGUUGUCGUGCUUAAACGUCUGUCCGAUGCCAUCCGGAACAAGGAUAAUGUUCUCACUGUCAUCGCUGGUGCGUCUCGCAACUGUAAUGCUGGCGCAGGGUCUAUCACGUACCCGGGCGAGGAAGCACAAGCGGCCCUGUACCGUCGCGUGCUCCGACAGGCGGCGGUGCACCCGCAUGAGGUCAACGUCAUUGAAAUGCACGGCACUGGAACGCAGGCGGGUGACCGUGUGGAGAUGCGCGCCGUGCGAAGCGUCUUUGCGUCCAAAGAGGGACCUCGACGCCCUCAGCCUCUUAUCGCCGGCGCGGUCAAGGCGGCUAUCGGGCAUAGCGAGGCUGCAGCAGGGGUGGUAUCCCUCAUAAAAGCAAUCCUGAUCCUCCAGCGGAACUCCAUUCCCCCGCAACCGGACCAGCCUUUUACGCUGAACCCGCAUCUGGUUCCCCUGUUAGGGAGUGAGAUCGAGCUCGCGAAUGGCCAGUCAUGGCCUCCCAAUGGAACGACUCCUCGUUAUGUCUUCGUCAACAAUUUCGAUGCUGCGGGGGGCAAUGUGAGCAUGAUCAUCCACGAUCCCCCAUCCUUCGCCCUGCCGGCGCCCCCAGCGGUGGACGAUCGGCAGUUUCAUGUUGUGGCCACGUCCGGUCGCACGGAAACAGCACUUGAGGCAAAUAAGAGCCGCCUACAGCAGUACCUCACACAGCAUCCCGACACGCGACUAUCCGACCUGGCUUAUACCACCACUGCGCGGCGAAUGCAUCAUAUUCACAGAGAAGCCUUCGUGGUAACCUCCACAGCGGAGCUCCUUCGGCAACUGGAACGUCCGGCAGUAGCGAAUAACAAGUCAGCACAGUCGACGCCUGUAUCGUCGGUGGUCUUUGCUUUCACGGGCCAGGGCAGCCAGUACGUAGGCAUGGGUGGCACGUUGUACCGCACGUCACCCACCAUCCGGGCCCUGCUGGACUCAUACCAGGCCCUCUGCAGGGCGCAAAACCUGGAUUGCCAGUUCCUUGAUGCGAUUAACGGAUCCUCUUCCCUGGGCGCUGUGCCUAGUGAGCGCGAUAUGCAGGUAGCUACCGUCGCGCUCGAGAUCGCCCUCGCUCAGUAUUGGCAGUCGCUGGGACUCCGUCCGACGCUGCUGAUCGGACACAGUCUGGGCGAGUACGCAGCGCUCUGCAUCGCUGGUGUGUUAUCUGUGGCUGACGCCCUGGCCCUGGCCCACGAGCGUGCGACGCUCAUCUUCUCCCGAUGCACCCCAGCUGAGUCGGGCAUGCUGGCAGUCGGUCUUCCAGUGCGCACCAUCCGAGGGCGGUUGCAGGAUUCCGCAGCAACAGCCGGAUGCGAAGUCUGCUGUGUCAACGGUCCAUCUAGUACCGUCGUCGGCGGUCCGAUCGCUGCCAUCGAGGCGUUCGAGGAUUACCUCAAGUCGGACGAGAGCAAUGGCAAGGUGGCCACGACUCGCCUGCGCGUUCCGCACGCAUUCCACACUCAAUACAUGGACCCUGUGCUCGAUGAUCUUGAAACCAGCGCAGCCAGGGUAUGCUUCCGUCCGCCCACAGUCGCUGUGGCAUCGACACUGCUCGGCCGGGUCGUACAGCCGGGCGAGGAUGGCGUCUUCAACGCGCAGUACAUGCGACGGCACACCCGUGAGCCAGUCGUAUUCAUGGAUGCUGUACGUGCCUGUGAAACGGCAGGGCUCAUCCAGGAACAGUCCUUUGUUGUCGAGAUUGGACCCCACCCCACGUGUGUUGCUCUGAUGACAGCUUGCCUUGAGCGAGUGAGCGUGAAUGCGAAUCAUAGUCUACGCCGCGGGCGCGACGACUGGGAGUCUGUUUCAGAGUGUCUGGCCGCUGCAUAUCGGGCACAGAUUCCUGUCGAUUGGACAGAGUUCCAUAAGGAUCACCUUGACAACCUGCGCUUGCUGCCUGGACUGCCGACGUACGCGUUCGACAUGAAGAGCUUUUGGCACUCGUAUGAGACCAAGAAACCUCAGGAUGUCCCUGACGUUGCCGGUCGAGAGAAUUUACGACUUUUGUCUACAUCCUUGCAUUCGGUCCUGCAACUGCGGAAGGAAGAAAGCCGGCUGCUUGCGACGUUUGCGGUGGACCUGACCGACCCACAGCUCGCAAAGGCCAUCGGCGGCCACAUCGUGGACGGUGUGGCCAUCUGUCCAGCCAGCAUCUUUAUUGACAUGGCGUACACAGCCGCGGCAUACCUCGCAAGAGAGACCCGCAACGGCGCUGUUCCACAAGCGUCACUCACCACCUACGAACUGGCUGACCUGCGCAUGCAAUCUCCUCUGGUUCUUCGCGACUCAGAUCCCGAUGUACCGCGCGUUGAGGUGGAAUCGGUCCUUGACAAGUCCAAAGAUAUCGUCAGCGUCCGCUUCUUGGCCCGUCAGGAGGCGUCGUCCGUGGAGUACGGAUCCUGCGUGGUUCGGCUGUCCCAAUUAGCCACGCCGCACAUGCAGACGUGGUCCCGGAUGCAGCCCUUGGUGAAGGCGCGCGUUCAGAGUCUGCAGGACGCAGCCCGGCCAAGGGAGGUCCACACAAUGGACCGCCGGCUAUUCUACAAGAUCUUCUCCGAGAUUGUCGAUUACUCGGCGCCCUACCACGCAGUGGAGGAGGCCACAGUGGCAGCCGAUUUUCGCGAUGCGUCCAUCAUCCUCUUACCAACACCAGCCGGGGAGUUGGGCAACUUUGCCUGCAACCCCGUCGCCGUGGACGCCAUGAUUCAUGUCGCUGGCUUCUUGCUUAACGCGGACGUGAAAAAGCCGAAGAACGACGUUCACAUUGCCAAUCACAUCGGUUCAUUGCGUGUCCUCGGCGAUCUCUCGUCAAACAAGCCGUAUAUGGCGUACGCCACCAUUCGACAGCAGGAUGCAAAAACCGGAACCAGCCUGUGCGAUGUCUAUGUCGUUGAUAAAGAAGACCAUCUUGUGGCGCUCUGUACAGAUAUCUGCUUCAAAAAGCUUGAUCGCGACUUUUUUGCCUUGCUGACAGGGUCUACUCGCGCGCUGCCAGCCAAACCACGCCCCACCACGAGUACUAAACGCAUCUCGCAAGCACAGUUGAGACGAGCACCGGACUCUACUAAUUCUUCAGGAAUAUCCACGCCCACUUCAUCAGUGUCUCUGACGUCGUCCCAAAGCAGCCUUUCAGACGCCGUUAAUCUCACAGCGGAGCUCUUCAAAGUGGUGGCGACAAGAAGCGGCAUCAGCGUUGCCGAAUUGAAAGAGUCAACGGGCAUGACUACAACAUUCUCGGACAUGGGCGUCGACUCGCAGAUGAGCAUCGCCAUCCUGGCUGAUUUCCAAAAGGCCACAGGGGUGGAACUGCCGGCGGCGUUCUUCACUACUUUCCCCACUCCGGCCGCCGUGGAGAAGGAGCUGGCCAGUUCGCAACCGCUGGCAGAUCUGUCUGAGCCAGCGCGUGAACAUAUCAUUCUCAUGGAGCGAGGUAAGGAUUUGCGCGAGAACGCUCACAGCAAAAUGGGCCCAGCGCCCAGCCAGCUGCUCUUUGCAUUGGUAGCCCAUGAGCUUGGCCUGGAAGCUCGCGACUUUACGCCCUCGACCACCUUUGAGUCCAUCGGCAUGGACUCGAUGCUUAGUAUUAAGAUCACGGCUGCGUUCCAACACAAGACGCAGAUCGAGCUGCCAGCCGCCUUCUUCACCGAUCACCGAACAGUAGCCGACGCCCAGGAGGCCUUGGACGGACCAUUAGAAAUGCAGGAGCCGACUGCAAAAGAGCUGCCACUGAGCCAGCCUCUGGUAAUUCCAGCGGUGGACACAAACCCAACAGAGGGCAACUCCUCCCGGCAGCAUAAGAUUGACAGCGCGGCGUCCCGGGCAGUCCUGAUCCAAGGCCAGUCCCGCUCGCGCGCUGCCCCAUUAUUCCUCACCACCGACGGCUCCGGCACAGUCGAGUCCUACAUUCACCUCAAGCCCCUCCCCGCUGGCCGACGCAUCUACGCGCUCGAGUCGCCCUUCCUCAACUCCCCCGAAGACUUCGACCUCUCCAUCCCCGAAAUGGUCACCAUCUUCCUUCGCACCAUCCGCCGCAUCCAACCCCAUGGCCCAUACCUCAUCGGUGGCUGGUCCGCAGGCUCAAUGUAUGCGUACGAAGUCGCACACCGCCUCACAAUGGCAGGAGAGACCAUCUCCGCGCUGAUCAUCCUCGACAUGCGGCCCCCCUCUCUCACACCCGCCGCCAUUGUCACCGAGGACUUUGUCGAGAAACUCGGCACCUUUGAGGGGAUGAACCGUGCCCGCGAUCUGCCCGAGGAUCUGACAGUGAAGGAACGGACGCAUCUUCUGGCGACCUGCCGCGCGCUGUCGCGGUACGACGCGCCGGCGUUCCCUGUCGACCGGCAACCGCGGCACGUCGCCGUCGUCUGGGCGCGUCUCGGCCUCGACAAACGGGCGGACGCACCCGUUGCCGCCAUGGGCCGUCCCGGAUUGGAUAUCGGGAAGUCCCCGGAUGAGAUGAACCUGCAGGAGUUUGAGCGGUACUUUAAAUCGUGGUUCUAUGGGAAGAGACUGCAGUUUGGGACCAACGGGUGGGAGACGCUGCUUGGGGAACAUAUCGAGGUACAUACUGUUGAUGGAGAUCACUUCUCUAUGAUGGCUCCGCCGUUCUCGGAGGCAGUUGGGGGGAUUGUUGUCGAUACUGUAACGCGGGCUGCGGCUGAGAGUGGGGUGUAA
Messenger RNA from Aspergillus pseudoviridinutans, 6528 nucleotides. Its product is annotated as polyketide synthase pks13. Gene Ontology annotation, biological process: secondary metabolite biosynthetic process; fatty acid biosynthetic process. Bases 1 to 6528 code for a protein of 2175 amino acids. Lineage: Eukaryota; Fungi; Ascomycota; Eurotiomycetes; Eurotiales; Aspergillaceae. Gene Ontology annotation, molecular function: 3-oxoacyl-[acyl-carrier-protein] synthase activity; phosphopantetheine binding; fatty acid synthase activity. The transcript has 3 exons. The record is from RefSeq and is a predicted model, not a curated record.